Molecule: messenger RNA, 498 nt
Organism: Galeopterus variegatus (Sunda flying lemur)
Lineage: Eukaryota; Metazoa; Chordata; Mammalia; Dermoptera; Cynocephalidae
Product: E3 ubiquitin-protein ligase CBL-B-like
Exons: 4
Biological process (GO): negative regulation of epidermal growth factor-activated receptor activity; signal transduction
Cellular component (GO): membrane raft; plasma membrane
Molecular function (GO): phosphotyrosine residue binding; ubiquitin protein ligase activity; receptor tyrosine kinase binding
Source: RefSeq, a predicted model, not a curated record
AUGGGUGAGCAAGACAAGCAUGUUCCUUGCCCGUAUGUAGCUUAUGGUAAAUGUGUAGCCUUCACCAAGUCACUUAAGUUCAAUGAUGUGUGUUUCUUAUUCUAUAAAGAGGCACCUGAAGGUAUAGAAGUGAAUAAAACAGACAUGGAGCCUUGGGGCUCUAUUUUACGGAAUUGGAAUUUCUUAGCUGUAACACAUCCGGGUUACAUGGCAUUUCUCACUUAUGAUGAAGUUAAAGCACGACUACAGAAGUACAGCACCAAACCUGGAAGCUACAUUUUCCGGUUAAGCUGCACUCGAUUGGGACAGUGGGCCAUUGGCUAUGUGACUGGGGAUGGCAACAUCUUACAGACCAUCCCUCACAAUAAACCCUUAUUUCAAGCCCUGAUUGAUGGCAGUAGGGAAGGAUUUUAUCUUUAUCCUGAUGGGAGGAGUUAUAAUCCUGAUUUAACUGGAUUAUGUGAACCUACACCCCAUGACCAUAUAAAAGUAACACAG